GUGCAUGCAAGUUCAACCUUUCAUUUAACAGAUUAAACUUUAUCUCACAUUCAUCCUAUUGUAACUAUCUUAUUCCACUAUAACAUGCAUGGUUCUCGAAAUGUCUGGAAACUGGAAUACUACACGACCUCAGGUCCCACCAGCUGGUGCUGCCGACUAAGCAAUCCAUAUCAUACUUUCCAGAACUCUCCAUCACUCGUUUCCAAAUUUGUAUAUAUUUCACAAACUAAACAUUCUUACUUCAUCAAAAAAACAAGCACCAAUACUCUUCACCUCUCGAGUCUCGACAAGAAAAUGUCACAAACAUUAUCCUCAAAUAUUGGUCUUAAUUACCAAGCCAUAAUUUCCAAGACUUCAUUGAAACCAACUCACUUCCCUUCAUUACAAAAGCUGAAACCCCUCAGAGCCAUGACAGAAGACGCAAGAGAAAAACUCGACCAUGUCCCAAUAUCAAACCACCAGCCUCAACUCAAAAAGAGACUAGUUCCUUUUCCUUCCAUACCGACAUGGGACCGGUUUCCUACGGCGAGAACGGUUCAAGAGAUGUUGGAAACAAUGGAAAGAAUGAUGGAGGAUCCAUUUGCAAUGAGCACGAUUGAGUGGCCUUCAUCACCUCUACCGAGUGAAGGAGUAGGUGGGUAUAGAAGGAGGGGAAGAGCACCAUGGGAGAUUAAAGAAGGAGAAGAAGAAUACAAGCUGAGGUUUGAUAUGCCUGGUAUGAACAAGGAGGAUGUGAAAGUGUGGGUGGAAGAGAAGAUGGUAGUGGUUAAAGCUGAAAAAGGUUCCAACAAGAAGAAGAACGAAGAAGAUGAAGAAUGGGGUUCAAAUAGCUAUGGUAGGUAUAGUGGUAGAAUUGCUUUGCCGGAGAAUGUGAAGUUUGAGGAUAUUAAGGCUGAGGUUAAGGAUGGUGUUCUUUACAUAACCAUUCCUAAGGUUGUUAGCUAUUCCAAAGUUAUGGAUAUCAGUGUUCAAUAAUUCUUCUGUUUUUUUUUUUUUUAAGUUGUUGAUUUGUUUACGGGUGUACAUAAUAGUUUUUUUUAUUUUAUUUUUAUAUUUAGAUUUGGAUAGAAUUUUUCCUUUUACUUAAAAAAAAUGUUUGAAUUGUUUUUUUUGGAUAAUAAAUUAAUGACGUGAUAAUCUUAUUUUAAU
This is a messenger RNA of Vicia villosa (hairy vetch), 1149 nucleotides long. RefSeq names its product heat shock protein 21, chloroplastic-like. Lineage: Eukaryota; Viridiplantae; Streptophyta; Magnoliopsida; Fabales; Fabaceae. Gene Ontology annotation, biological process: response to heat. The transcript has a single exon. The record is from RefSeq and is a predicted model, not a curated record. Bases 85 to 975 code for a protein of 296 amino acids.